Messenger RNA from Ipomoea nil (Japanese morning glory), 2233 nucleotides. RefSeq names its product pentatricopeptide repeat-containing protein At5g39680. Gene Ontology annotation, biological process: RNA modification. The record is from RefSeq and is a predicted model, not a curated record. Lineage: Eukaryota; Viridiplantae; Streptophyta; Magnoliopsida; Solanales; Convolvulaceae. The transcript has a single exon. Gene Ontology annotation, molecular function: zinc ion binding; protein binding; RNA binding. Bases 93 to 2180 code for a protein of 695 amino acids.
UUUAUUUCAUAUUUACUCGUAUGAACAAUAGAAGAAUAUUUUAAGGUGAAGGAGUUGCCAAUAGAACAGCAUAGAAAGAAAAAUUGAUUCUCAUGUUUUCUAUGGGAAUUUCUUCUCUCCCCAGCGUACAUCAAAUAAUCUUCUCCAUUGAACACACUACCAAAUUGCUAAAAACUUUAGCAGACAAUAAGAACCUCAAAUUUGGAAAAAUCAUACAUGCCCUUUUGAUUGUAUCCAAUCAAGCCUCUGAAUGCCAUGUUGUCCACCAUAAUUCUCUUAUUGGUCUUUACUCGAGGUGUGGCCAGCUCCCCGUUGCCCGCCAUCUGUUCGACAGAUUGCAUGCACGAAACAUAGUUUCCUGGAGUGCUAUAAUGGCAGGGUAUUUCCGCAGUGGUUUUGUGGAUGAUGUUCUUGAACUGUUCAAAGACAUGAUUGCAGUGGGCAGUUUGCGUCCAAAUGAGUAUGUUUUAUCGACAGUUCUAUCUUCUUGUUCAAGCAGUGGUUUGUUUGAUGAGGGGCGGCAGUGUCAUGGGUAUGUGGUGAAGUCCGGGUUGUUGUCUCAUCAGUAUGUGAAGAAUGGGCUUGUCAGCAUUUACUCGAUUUCUUCAGAUGUGGAAGGAGCUAUGAGGGUAUUGGAUUCGGGAUCGGAUAAUGUCACUUACAAUUCUUUUAUCAAUGGCCUUUUGGAUGGCGAGUAUGUAAGUGAAGCAUUGGGUAUUUUGAAAAGAAUGGUGGGUGAUGGCUUAAAAUGGGAUAAUGUCACAUAUGUUAAUGCUUUUGGUAUCUGUGCUCGGCUUAAGAAUUUGAAUUUUGGUUUGCAAGUGCAUGGCAAGUUAUCGAAGUCCAGUGUAGAGUUUGAUUUCUUUAUUGGUAGUGCAAUAAUGGACAUGUAUGGAAAAUGUGGUGAAAUUUUUUCUGCAAGAAAAAUCUUUGACUCUCUACAAACUCGAAAUGUGGUCUCUUGGACUACAUUGAUGGCUGCUUACUUGCAGAGUGAGUGCUUUGAGGAAGCACUGAAAAUGUUCCCACAAAUGGAUAUGCAGGGUGUUUCGCCAAAUGAAUACACUUUUGCGGUAUUGCUGAACGCUUGUGCUAGUCUAGCAGCACUUGGGUAUGGAAAUUCAUUACAUGCAUAUGUUGAGAAGACGGGAUAUAAGGAUCACAGUAUUGUUGGGAACGCUUUGAUCAAUAUGUACUCAAAGUGUGGCCUCAUUGAAGCUGCUCGUACAUUGUUUUUAAAUAUGGUUUACCGAGAUACAGUGACUUGGAAUUUGAUAAUAUCUGGUUUAUCACAUCAUGGAUUUGGCGAGGGUGCGAUUAACAUGUUUAAGAGAAUGUUGGCUUCCAAAGAACAGCCAAAUUAUGUAACUUUUAUAGGAGUUUUAUCUGCUUGUGGGCACUUGGGUCAAGUAGACGAAGGUUUCUACUAUUUGAACCAUCUAAUGAGGGAAAUGAACAUUAAGCCCGGGUUGGAGCAUUAUACCUGCGUUGUUAGCCUUCUAGGUAAGGCUGGAAGACUCAACGAAGCCGAGAACUUUAUGAGGUCCACAUCUAUCACAUGGGAUGUUGUUGCCUGGAGGACUUUGCUUAAUGCUUGCCAUGUCUAUCGAAAUUACGCUUUAGGUAAGAGGGUUGCGGAACUUAUGUUGAAUAUGUAUCCUUAUGAUGUGGGAACCUAUGUCCUGUUGUCUAACAUGCAUGCUAGAGUGAAGAGGUGGGAUGGAGUUGCAAGGAUGAGGAAGCUUAUGAGGGAAAGGAAUGUCAAAAAGGAACCUGGAAUAAGCUGGACAGAAAUUAAGAGUAACACCCACAUCUUUGUUUCUGGUGAUAACAUGCAUCCAGAGACUGUUCGGGUUCGUGAGAAGGUAAGAGAGUUGUUGAACAUGAUAAAACCGUUAGGUUACAUCCCCAAUAUAGCUUCUGACCUGCACGAUGUUGAGGAGGAACAGAAAGAAGAUUACCUUAGCUAUCAUAGCGAGAAAUUGGCUAUUGCGUAUGCUCUCUUGAAGACACCUCCUCAUGCACCGGUUCGUGUGAUUAAGAACCUACGUACGUGUGAUGAUUGUCAUUCUGCAGCAAAACUUAUUGCAAUGGUCACGCGUAGAGUUAUAAUUAUUAGAGAUGCUAACCGUUUCCAUCGCUUCCAUGAUGGAUUAUGUUCCUGUGCUGAUUACUGGUGAUAACUGUGCCCCAAUACAUCUGAUAUGGAUUGGAUUGGAUUAAAUUGAUUGGC